Molecule: messenger RNA, 657 nt
Organism: Cladocopium goreaui
Lineage: Eukaryota; Dinophyceae; Suessiales; Symbiodiniaceae
Source: the annotation of a GenBank genome assembly
CAGGGCAAAUUGACCUUUGCAGACGGCUCCAAAUACGAGGGCCAGUUCGAAUCUGAUCGAAAGCACGGCGUUGGAAAGUACACCUACAGCAAUGGUUCCACCUAUGAAGGCCAGUGGAAAAUGGAGGUGCAAGAUGGCCAUGGAAUAGAGAAACUGGUCGAUGGCUCUGUCUUUGAGGGCCAGUUCAAGAAUGGCGACAAGAGUGGCAAGGGCAAAUUCACCUGGAACACUGGUGGAUCCUAUGAGGGUGACUUUGAUGCCAACGAUAUGCAUGGAGAAGGCCAAUAUCAGUGGAGUGAUGGCCGUUCCUAUACCGGGCAAUGGCGAAGGAAUCAUAUGGGUCCAUAUGGCACCAUGAAGUGGACAGAUGGGCGAUGCUAUGAGGGCCAGUUCAGAGAUGGCAAGAAGCAUGGAGAAGGCAAGCUUUCUUGGCCUGAUGGACGAUCCUACACAGGUCAGUGGGACAGUGGCCGACAGCAUGGAGUUGGGGUAGCAGUUACCGCCAAAGGCCUUUCAAAAAAUUCCCAGUGGGAGCACGGCAACUUCAUCUGCUGGCUGGAGGAACCUCCCGAGGUCACAGGCGAGACCAAAACCUGAGACCAAGACCUGGCCUGGGAUUAAGGCAACAGCCAAGAACUGUCGUGAAAAAGUAGAAAC